AUGGGCUCGGUCAAAACACCCUUGGAGAGCGUCCAAGCAUGCUGGGCACGCGUCUCUCACAAUUCCCCCGUCUACAAAUUCUUCUUUUCGGACAUUGAACUCGUCUCUGCCACCGACGGCUCCAUGGUCGCUCGACUUCCUGUGUCGGCAAAUCUGCUCAAUUCCAAGGGUGGACUGCAUGGCUCCGUGUCCGCAACCAUCGUCGAUUGGGCUGGAGGGAUGGCCAUUGCCAGUACGGGCCUGGAAAAGACUGGAUUGAGUACCGAUAUCCACGUUUCCUACGUCUCGACCGCGAAGCUGGGCGACGUUUUGACCAUCGAGGGCCAUGUCAGCAAGGUGGGGAGAAACAUGGGCUUCACUACGGUUACCAUCUACAAGGGCGAAGGCGCAAGUAAGAGCGUGGUGGCCCAUGGCACUCAUACAAAAUACAUUCUUCGAGACCGGGAGCAGACCACGAGCAGCUCCUGA
This is a messenger RNA of Fonsecaea multimorphosa CBS 102226, 468 nucleotides long. RefSeq lists its product as uncharacterized. Gene Ontology annotation, molecular function: fatty acyl-CoA hydrolase activity. Lineage: Eukaryota; Fungi; Ascomycota; Eurotiomycetes; Chaetothyriales; Herpotrichiellaceae. The coding region runs from base 1 to 468 and encodes 155 amino acids. The record is from RefSeq and is a predicted model, not a curated record. The transcript has a single exon.